Helianthus annuus (common sunflower) is the source of this 763-nucleotide messenger RNA. Its product is annotated as ethylene-responsive transcription factor ERF039. The record is from RefSeq and is a predicted model, not a curated record. The coding region runs from base 100 to 750 and encodes 216 amino acids. Gene Ontology annotation, molecular function: DNA-binding transcription factor activity; DNA binding. Gene Ontology annotation, biological process: regulation of DNA-templated transcription. NCBI's taxonomy places the organism in Eukaryota, Viridiplantae, Streptophyta, Magnoliopsida, Asterales, Asteraceae. The transcript has a single exon.
UCCAAAAACCAAGUACUCACUUCAACAUCACUUUGUAAGAAACUCUACAUGCACAACUAGCUACUUGCACACUCAUAUCCGACCCAACAUCUAAACCAAAUGAAUCCGGAUGACCCGAUCACCAAACGGGUCAAACGCAGCAGAGAACAUGUAGAAGAAAACAACCACAACCACACCAAUGCCACAACUAUUAAACCCACCAAAACCAACAGUAAGCACCCGAUAUACAGAGGGGUCCGAAGACGUGCAUGGGGAAAAUGGGUAUCCGAGAUCCGAGAACCCAAGAAAAAGUCCCGGAUCUGGCUCGGGACCUUUUCUGACCCGCAAAUGGCCGCACGUGCACACGAUGUCGCUGCACUUUCCAUCAAAGGCAAGUCGGCUAUUCUUAACUUCCCCGAACUGUCGGACAUCUUGCCUCGUCCGGUUUCUUGCUCCCCACGUGACAUACAGGCUGCGGCUACUGAAGCUGCUGCCAUGGUUCAUCUUACGACUGAAACGACGUCGUUGUCGACAUGCUCAAAAGAGGUGAGUAAGAUGGUGGAGGUUCCGGCUAUGGGUACUGAGGGUUUUGUGACGGAUGAUUUUGUUAUUUUGAACGGUGGUUGGGAGUAUGAUGAGUCGGCACGGUGGCUGGACGACGGAGACGGUGGAUAUUAUGGUGGAGAGCCGGUGGGUGUAUUGCCGGGUAGUUCUGGAAGUGUUAUUUUAUCUGGUAGCCUGUUCAUCGAUGCCUCGUUAUGGCAAUAUUAAUUAAUUGAUGACA